AUGGCUAAAGAAGUUCUAGAUAAUGAGGGCUGGCUAGCAAAAGGAAGUAACUACCAUCAGAAGAACGAGUUACUUAAAGCAAUAGAAUGUUAUGAUUCAGCAAUAAGACUUAAACCUGAUAACGCUCUUUCUCACUAUAAUAAAGGUGUUGCUCUUAGAGGCUUAGGGAGAAAUCUUGAAUCAAUAGAAUGCUAUGAUGCAGCAAUAAGGCUUAAACCUGAUUAUGCUUCUGCUUACCUUAAUAAAGGCGUUGCUCUUAAAGGCUUAGAAAGAAAGCAAGAAGCCACAGAAUGCUAUGAAGCUGCAAUAAGACUUAAACCUGAUUAUGCUAAAGCUUACUUUAACAAAGGCAAUUCUUUUACUGAAUCAGGAAAAAAAUUAGAAGCAAUAGAAUUGUAUAAUGAAGCGAUAAAACUUAAACCUGAUUACAUUGAAGCUUAUUAUAACAAAGGCAAUUCUCUUAGUGAUUUAGGAAGAAAAUUGGAAGCGAUAGAAUGCUAUGACACAGCCAUAAGACUUAAGCCUGAUGAUGCAGCUUCCUAUAAUAAUAGAGGUGUUAAUUUUAGUGAAUUAGGAAGAAAGCAGGAAGCGAUAGAAUGCUAUGAUGCAGCAAUAAGACUUCGCCCAAAUGAGCUGUUAUAUUAUUUCAAUCGCACUAUAGUGCUUAAUAGCCUUGGAAGGGAUAAAGAAGCUUUGAAUGAUUUUAACAGAGCUCGUGCUUUGAUGCAAGAAGAGCAAAACGGCAGCAGUAACCUUUCAAAAGGGAGCAUUAACGAUAUAAAUGAAGCAUUAAAGAAAGAUAGUCUUCAAUUGCUUGACAAGCUUACUAAGCUUUAUGAGUUUAAGGAGGAAUUGCAGCAACUCAAAAUCGCUGUUGGAGACAAUGCAAAGCUGCAAAAACAAAUUGAUGAUGAGAAUGCAAGAAUUCGGGCUCAGAAUAUUCAAAUCAUUGAAAAUGUAGUUGAUCUAAUCAGAUUAAAGCAGCAGGAUGAAAAAUCACAUCAAAAGAUUCUAUCCGCUAAUAAAGAGAUAGUUGAGUUUGAAAAAAGACUGUUAGAAGAAAUUAGUCAACUUAGAAUGCAAGGACAAAAAUUUGGGGAGAAAAAAGCAAGCGGAGUCGAUCUUAGAAUGAUAAAUCCUGUAAUAGAAAGCAAUUCUAAACUUAAAAACUAUAUAGCAGCUCUGAGCAACAGAUUAUAUAGUGCUCUUAGCGAAGCAGAGAAUAUUUGUGAUGGGAGAGAUAUUACAAUUGAUAAUUCAAGCAUUAUGGUCAAUGCUUUUUUUGUAGCUAUAGAGCUUAUUCCCUUUGUAGGAAGUCUGCUUAGCAACCCUGUCUCUGGAGUUCCCGAAAUAAUGAAAAAAAAAGAUAUAAGAGCACGUGCAAUCAAAUUUCAAAGCACAAUAGGUUCAAAUCCUAAUGAAAGGCAGCUCGUGAUUAAAAAUGCCUCAGAAGCAAUUGCUUUAAACAGCAAAAACAAAAUGGACUGCAUUGAAACUAACAUUGAAGUUAGAUACUGGAUAAAGAAGCGGCUUAUUGCUAGUUGCAAGGAUUUUAUGACAAUAGAUGCUGAUAGCAUGCUUGAUAAAAGCAAACCACAGAUAUUAGGCUGUAUAGAUGCGCUAAAAAUAAUAUAUGCUAUUGAAAAUGAUCAAGUCAAUCAAAAUUCUAAUUCUGAUUUAAAAGUGAGGCAAAUAGCUGAAGUACUUUCUUCCUAUAACUUUAAUAAAGGCAAAAAGAUAAUGGAAAAUCAAGAUAGAUCAGCAUCAACCUGUUGUAAAAUCUUCUAUGCUAAUGAAAUAAGAUAUGCCAAUCCUUUACUUAGCAAGCUGAGUCUCCUUAAUGAAUUAAGCAGCAUUACAGGUUAUCCCCUUUUUAGAGUUAUAGAUUGUAGCAAUAUACUAAUAGAGCUUGGCUAUGACGUAGAAGGGCUUGAACUUGAAAUUUUAGGCAGUUUAAUUAUUAGCCUAAAUCUUUAA
Messenger RNA from Blepharisma stoltei, 1977 nucleotides. The record is from the annotation of a GenBank genome assembly. Lineage: Eukaryota; Ciliophora; Heterotrichea; Heterotrichida; Blepharismidae.